Messenger RNA from Daucus carota subsp. sativus, 1646 nucleotides. RefSeq names its product 7-deoxyloganetin glucosyltransferase-like. Gene Ontology annotation, molecular function: quercetin 3-O-glucosyltransferase activity; quercetin 7-O-glucosyltransferase activity. The coding region runs from base 36 to 1484 and encodes 482 amino acids. Lineage: Eukaryota; Viridiplantae; Streptophyta; Magnoliopsida; Apiales; Apiaceae. The transcript has 2 exons. The record is from RefSeq and is a predicted model, not a curated record.
GUUUGGUGAUAAGGGAGAAAGUAAAAGUGAGAGGUAUGGAUUCAUUGACAAGAGCAGCAGGAAAGCAAGCUCAUGUUGUGUGCAUACCUUUACCAUUUCAAAGCCAUAUUAAGGGAAUGCUGAAGAUGGCAAAGCUCCUUUACAGCAAAGGCAUCUUCAUAACAUUUGUUAAUACAGAGUUCAAUCACAGACGCCUCCUUAAAUCAGAAGGUGCUCACUCUCUUGAUGGCCUUCCAGGUUUCAAGUUCGAAACGUUCCCUGAUGGCCUUGAUGCAUCUGAGUCUGACAACACCCAAGACCUACGUGAACUUUGCGCCUUGGUCAUAAAUAACAAAAUGGCGGCUCCAUUGGAAAACCUCCUCAGAAGACUCAAUGCUGGAAUCCACCAGGUCACGUCCGUCCUCUCGGAUGGUUUCAUGUCAUGGGCAGCUGAUGUCGCGCAUUCACUUGGAAUUCCUGUUGUGAAGCUUUGGACAGUUGCUGGUUUUGGAUUCAUGGGAAUUUAUCAUUUUAAAAGUGCACUCGAGAGAGGUCUGAUACCACUGAAAGAUGAGAGCUAUCUAACCAAUGGGUAUUUGGACACCAUUGUAGACUGGAUCCCUGGAAUGCCAAAUAUUCGUUUGGGGGAACUCCCUAGUCAGAUCAGAGCUCUGGAUCCGAAUGAUGUAAUGUUCAUCUUCCUUAUGGAAUCUACUCAGAGAGCAACUAAUGGCACAGGACAUGUAUUUCAUACCUUUGAUGAUUUAGAGCAAGAUGUAUUGAAUGCCAUCUCAUCUAUGUUUAAGUGUGUAUACACAAUAGGCCCUCAACAGUUGCUCCUCAACCGAAUACCACUAGCUCAGCAAGAGCGUCUCAAGAGCAUUGGAUCCAGUCUUUGGGAAGAGGAUCGAACAUGUCUCCAGUGGCUGGACUCCAAAGAAGCUGAUUCUGUAGUCUACGUGAACUUUGGAAGCGUGACAGUCAUGUCCCCAGAGCAAUUGAUGGAGUUCGGCUGGGGGCUUGCUAACAGCAACUGCUCCUUUCUAUGGAUAAUUAGGCCAGAUUUGAUCAUGGGUAAAUCCGACAUUACUCUGGGAGCUGAAUUCAUGGAUGCUAUCAAGAACAGGGGCAUCAUUGCAAGCUGGUGUCCACAAGAGGAUGUGCUUAACCACGUAGCGGUAGGAGGGUUUUUGACACAUGGAGGAUGGAACUCAACUCUUGAGAGCAUAACUGCUGGAGUGCCAAUGCUAUGCUGGCCUUUCUUUGGUGAUCAAAUAACGAACUGUAAGUACAUGCGCGAUGAAUGGGAGUGUGGACUGGAGAUUCAUAAUGACGUGAAGAGAGGUGAUGUGGAGAAGCUUGUUAGACGAUUGAUGGAUGGAGCGGAGGGUAAGAAAAUGAGAAAGAAGGCUAUGGAGUGGAAGAAAAUGGCAGAAAAGGCAUGUGGCCCUGAUGGCUCAUCUUCUCUUAAUUUAGAAAAACUGGUUCUUCAUUUAAAGAACUAGCAUGAUCAACAUUCACCUCGUAUCUCAGAACCUGCUUAAACUAUCUUGUUUACUCUCAUUAAUGUUUGUUCUCUAGCAGCACAAUCUGUUGCUGCUCGUCUUUCAUCUAUUUGUAAUCUUCAAUAACUGAUUGCUAUAAAAAUACCGCUAGUUUAUCUUCUA